Messenger RNA from Coregonus sp. 'balchen', 939 nucleotides. The record is from the annotation of a GenBank genome assembly. NCBI's taxonomy places the organism in Eukaryota, Metazoa, Chordata, Actinopteri, Salmoniformes, Salmonidae.
AUGAAGCCAGCUCCAAGUUCUCAAUUGGUAGAUACCACCCUAGGCCAAGCUAAUUGGUCUUACACUCCCUCAUUCAGCAACCUCUUUCAUAAACUCAUUACCCCAGCCAGCACCCCCUCUCGUACACUCACUACCCCAGCCAGUACCCCCUCUCCUACGCUCACUACCCCAGCCAGUACCCCUUCUCGUACACCCACUACCCCAGCCAGUACCCCCUCUCGUACACUCACUACCCCAGCCAGUACCCCUUCUCGUACACUCACUACCCCAGCCAGUACCCCCUCUCGUACACCCACUACCCCAGCCAGUACCCCCUCUCGUACACCCACUACCCCAGCCAGUACCCCCUCUCGUACACCCACUACCCCAGCCAGUACACCCUCUCGUACACCCACUACCCCAGCCAGUACCCCCUCUUAUACACUCACUACCCCAGCCAGUACCCCCUCUCCUACACCCAUUACCACAGCCAGUACCCCCUCUCGUACACUCAAUACCCCAGCCAGUACCCCCCUCUCCUACGCUCACUACCCCAGCCAGUACCCCUUCUCGUACACCCACUAGGCCACCCAGCAUCCCCUCUCGCACACUCACUAGGCUACCAAACAACCCCUUUCUCACACUUACUACCACUGCCAACACCACUUCUUGCACACUUUCCUGUUCAACUCUCAGGGUCACACCCUCUCAGGAAGAGCUACUCCCACUCUCUCUGCCAGCAGUACCUCUCACCCACUAUCCCAUUCAUCCUCAUUGAGCACACCUUAUCACACACUUUCUCACUCAUCAUACACCCCCACUUACACAGACUCUUCCACACUCUCGGGGCCUCCCCACUCCACAUCUAACACUACUUCUGACACAUCUUCUACUACUAUCACAUCAUCUAGAGUGCAGGAGUUAAUUGAACGAUUUGGUGGUCAAAUAUCAACCUGGUGA